AGUGAGGAAUGCACCUGAACUGGAUCCUGCAAGAGGAAGAAUGACUGCUGAAAGUCGCCAAGCCACCUGUUCCGGGACACAAGUUUCCCUGGCAGGUCCGAGAAAAAAUCAUUAUCCAUUCAUUUCACCAAUCCCCGUCAGCUGCUGUGGCGCAGUUGAUCUGACAGCGGCUCAACAACAAUGGAGGAGUGUUGCCUGCCCGCUGAGCAAGCGGAGAGACUCAGGGUACACAGAGAAAUAGAGAAACAACUUCGACGUGAUAAAAGAGACUCUCACCGGGAGCUCAAGUUGCUGCUUUUAGGGACUGGUGAAAGUGGGAAGAGCACUUUCAUCAAACAGAUGAGGAUCAUCCAUGGCAGUGGGUACAGUGAAGCUGACAGGAAAGGUUUCACUCGGCUAGUGUUUCAGAACAUCGUCACAGCCAUCCAGGCCCUGAUCAACGCCAUGGAGACUCUAAAGAUUGACUACAUCGAUGACCAGAACACUAGCCACGCACAGAAGCUGAGCCAAGUGGAGGCAGACCAGGUGUCCACUUUGGAGGCUUGGCAGGUGGACGCCAUUAGGCGAGUGUGGAAUGACCACGGUAUUCAAAGGUGCUACGACCGCAGGAGGGAAUUCCAGUUAUCUGACUCUGCCAAAUAUUACCUGAGCGACUUGGACAGAAUCACAGCCCAGUUUUACAUCCCCACCCUGCAGGACAUCCUGAGGGUCAGGGUCCCCACCACGGGCAUCAUAGAGUACCCCUUUGACCUUUCCAAAGUUAUCUUCAGGAUGGUGGAUGUGGGUGGCCAGCGUUCAGAGAGGAAGAAAUGGAUCCACUGUUUUGAGAAUGUCACCUCCAUCAUAUUUCUGGCGGCCCUCAGCGAGUACGAUCAAGUCCUUUACGAGAGUGAGAAUGAUAAUCGACUGAAAGAGAGCCUCGCCUUGUUCAAGACCAUCCUCUCAUAUGCUUGGUUCCAAGAGUCCUCCACCAUCCUCUUCCUGAACAAAACAGACUUGCUAGAGGAGAAAAUCACACACUCUCAUUUGGCAACCUACUUCCCGGCAUUUACUGGGCCUCGGUGUGACGUUGAAGCUGCGAAAAAGUUCAUCUUGCAAAUGUAUGUGCAGAAUCACAGCGGGCACCCUAAGGCCCUUUACAAACACUACACCUGCGCCACGGACACAGAGAACAUCCGGGUUGUCUUCAGAGCCGUCAAAGACACACUCUUCAGAGAGAACCUUGAAAGAUUCAACCUCGAAUAAGGAGGUCGCAGGAUAAAGUGACAGUUCACCUUUAGGAACCCGGAUCCUGGUUAUACAGUAACAUGUAACACUUUUAUGGACAUUUUAUCUGUUGUGUGCUGUCGAUUGCAGCUUGUUCAAAGACAUCAGAGAGAGGCAGUCAGAUAGCAGUGUCAGGUAAGGGACACUUACUGUAACUGCACUGUUAAACACUGACAGUUUGUGACAUAUCUUAAGAAGUGGUAAAAAAGCACAUUUUCUAUUGCUACAGGAGAGAAACGAACAGCAGUGUCAGUUAUUUGAGCUGUUACCAGAGGGGUUAUACCAUUACUGUUAGAUAGAUAGACAGUCAGUAAAUGGUAUUAAACUGGUUAGACGAAGUCUUGUCUGCUAAGAAUGUACCCCACCCUGUUUUACCGCUCUGGGAGGAGGGAAUAGCCUGCCGGGAACCACAGUGCCUUAGUUUAUAUUUGUGUUCAUGUUUCUAUGUGUUUUUAAAAUAUACUACAUGUAAUUUGUGUUAAACAAACUGGAUUAUGCAUCGUUCCUUAUCUGUCUUGUAACUGUGCACAAAACUUUUUACAUUAAAAACGUGUAUGUGAAAAACCA
This is a messenger RNA of Epinephelus fuscoguttatus (brown-marbled grouper), 1833 nucleotides long. RefSeq names its product guanine nucleotide-binding protein subunit alpha-14-like. Lineage: Eukaryota; Metazoa; Chordata; Actinopteri; Perciformes; Serranidae. Gene Ontology annotation, molecular function: G-protein beta/gamma-subunit complex binding; GTPase activity; GTPase activator activity. Gene Ontology annotation, biological process: action potential; phospholipase C-activating dopamine receptor signaling pathway; adenylate cyclase-modulating G protein-coupled receptor signaling pathway. The record is from RefSeq and is a predicted model, not a curated record. Gene Ontology annotation, cellular component: heterotrimeric G-protein complex. The transcript is spliced from 7 exons. Bases 181 to 1245 code for a protein of 354 amino acids.